Molecule: messenger RNA, 3306 nt
Organism: Fusarium graminearum PH-1
Lineage: Eukaryota; Fungi; Ascomycota; Sordariomycetes; Hypocreales; Nectriaceae
Exons: 2
Coding region: 1-3306 (1101 amino acids)
Biological process (GO): tRNA methylation
Cellular component (GO): cytoplasm
Molecular function (GO): protein binding
Source: RefSeq, a predicted model, not a curated record
AUGCACUUAAACAUAUUGCGAGUUAUUGCGCUGCCCCUCCCCCGCUAUCAUGAGCUCACAUGCAUUCAGUCACGCCUUGACCGGGAAUUUUUCCAGGGUCCUAUCACUUCACUCGCAUUCUUCCGCGAUGCAGAGUAUCUUCUCGCUGGCGAGGACACCCAUCUGACUGUCUAUGAUUUACAGCCCGGCCAUGCUGUCCGUGUAGGCAGCGUUCGCGUCUUUUCAGCACAACCUAUCCAUGGAAUUCGUCUACUCAGCAAUGGGAGAGUUUUGACCUGGGGUGCUGCGCAGAUCGCGGUUGUUUCCAACAUUGAAGGGCUAAUUAGUGCUGCGGAUGGUCAAGUUGUGGUGAACAAGACGGCUGCUCCAGAUUGGGUCUACGAUGUUGCGCCGUCACCGUAUAAUGACUAUUCUGCGGUUCUUGCAACGGCUCAUAACGAGGUUUUUCACCUUCACUUGAGCGGUGGUGAUGCUCCGGUUGUUGGCGCUGUUGUCUCACCUUCGCGACCAAUUCUCUACGCUGCGAGAUUGAAAUGGUUGGAUCAAGACUCGGUUCUCAUGGCUGGAGGUACUAUCUUUGGUGAGAUCUUGGUAUGGCGUUGCCACAUCUCAGAGAGUCGAUCUGAGCUUCUUGCUAUUCUCAACGGACAUGAAGGAUCCAUUUUCGGUGUUGACAUUUCAGAGGAGCUCCCAUGUGAAGAUGGUUCGACCUUGAGACUUAUUGCUAGUUGCAGUGACGACCGUACUGUGAGAAUCUGGAACAUUACAGGACAAGACGGAGUGCACGAGAAGAAGCACGAUUUUUCUGCGCCACGAGAAACUGGUUUUGGGUCAAAGGCAGGUUUGGACGAUGGACCUAGGGCAGAGGAACUACGGCCUAUGGCGACAAUCAUGGGCCACUUGUCGAGAAUCUGGGGUAUCAAGUUUGCUGCCCUAACAGAAGGCCAGACGCUUCCAAAAACCCCAAUGUCCCUCUACUCCUUUGGAGAGGACUCGACUGCCCAACAAUGGCAAUUGAACAUCAACAUCUCGCUUGAGAACGCAUCGGGGUCCCUGAAGCACACCGAAACAUAUGCCGUACACGAUGGCAAGCAUCUCUGGGCACACGCUGUAGUAAACCGAGGAGACCAGACACUUAUUGCAACUGGCGGAGCUGACAGCAAGAUAUCGCUCAUCACGCAACCUGUCUCUCUAGCAUCUUCGACAUCGACAUCGACAAGUGAGCUAACUGGGCUUGACUUUCAAGAUGUCGCGACUAGUUUGUCGAACCUCCGCGAGUUGAAGCCACUUCGUGCACGGGAGAUAUUUAGUCGCUAUGACUUUAUCUCUGAUGAUCGGGUUCUGGUAACGACAAAUUGGGGACGACUCCUUGUGGGCGUUUUCCGACCAAACCUCGAGUGGAAAGAAAUCGAACUCGAAGAACAUAUGAACGUCGAGUUUCAAUCGUGCUAUACACUCAAGACGAUUGGUAAUGGAACUGCUAUCCUGGGAACGACCAGCGGCAAGUUAUACUACUUCUCUGAAGCGCAAGGAGUCACACUUGUUGGCUCUGUGCCUGGCAAGAUUUUCAAUAUCUCGAUCUUGUCGACUACUGGGGAGGGGCCUACUGAACUCAUUGUUCACUUGCACGGAACUUCAGACUCCCAAUACUUCUCGAUCGACUGGCGCACAGGAACCGUUGUAGCAACGACAGAUAUCCGCGGCAUUGAUAGAAGAUUUGUUGCCAUCUCUGCCGCUCGCUUCAGGAGUGACUUGAUCGCCAUUGGAUCACGCCACGGCUUCCUUUCAAUACUGAGACAGACUGGCAACGAGUUCCGUCCCAUCCUGGAUUUUAGAUUCAACACAUGCGAUGCUAUUACAGGCCUGGUGCCUCUGCCUGCCACCGAAGGACAAGAGGCUCCUUUGUACUUCUUGGCGACAAGUCGAGACACAAAGUACAGGAUCUAUGAGAUUGAAGACCUCGGCGAGGAAGUUCGGUUACACCUUCAGCAUGAAGUCGCUGCCCCCUCUGGUGCUGACAUAGAAGGAGGCUGGUUCACACAAGGCGCAUCUCCCGAAUUGAUCUUGUACGGCUUCAAGAGCAAGAAAUUUAUCGUCUGGAACGAAACCCGACGGGAAGAGAUUGCUUCAAUUGACUGUGGAGGUGCUCAUCGGACAUUUACUAUUGCACAUGACCCUGUUGACCACAACAAAGUUCGUUUCGGAUACACAAGGGUUAGCAAACUUUACGUCUUCUCGCAGCACACGCCGAUGCACCGACCGCUCAGGUAUGGAACACAUGGUAGAGAGAUUCGAGGCCUGAGCGCAAAUGGACGAUACGUCGCGACUGGUGCUGAAGACACAACGGUACGUAUCUGGGAAUAUGAAGUCCAGCAGUCCAGGCAGAAGGAUAGUGGUGGGUUGCGAUGCGUCGCUUCCACCAAGCUACAUAUUUCAGGUCUGCAAAAGAUUCACUGGGUCGGAGACGACUAUCUUCUCAGCAGUGCCGGCUUUGAAGAGUUUUUUGUGUGGUCGGUACGAAGGCUAGACUCGCAGUACAAAGGACUCGGCAUCCUGUGCGAAGGCAUUCUUGAAGACAAGAGCCCUGCUGCGGACCUUCGAAUCAUGGAUUUUGACGCUUGCAAGGACGCCCACGGAAAUAUCAUCAUCACCAUGAUACUGUCCAACUCGACCUUGAAAACAUACCGAUACACACCAGGAAAGGGUUUCCACCUCUUGGCCCGCAUGUCGUACACGGGAGCCUGUUUGACACAGGUUCGCCAUCUCGGGGUGGACGAAACGGGGCUUUCGGCACUUACAGCUUCUACGGACGGACAUUUGACGACCUGGGAAGUAAGCUUUGAUGGGGAUGAAGUUUCUAGUCAUGUGCUUGUACAAGUGGCUCCAGUACAUCAGAGCAGCAUCAAGUGUUUGGACCUCCACUCAACACCCGAAGGCUUUUUAGUCAUGACAGGUGGCGAUGACAACGGUCUUGGUGUCACGACACUUGUCGCCAUGUCAAAAGAGGCGGGUAACCGUAGGUACACAACCUCAAGCCGUGGAAUAGUACGCAAAGCCCAUGCAGCAGCAAUCAACGGUCUUGUGCUGGUACGACGCGGGGUAGAAACGGUUGGCAUUACUGUUAGCAAUGACCAGCGCGUCAAGGUCUGGAGUGUGAAACCGGGCAAUGUGAAAUUGGUAGCCGAUGCCUACAGCGGUGUUGCUGAUCCCGGCGAUAUCGCUAUCGUGGGAGAGAACGGGGGCGCUGAUGGCGAGAGGCUCAAGGUUGUACUUGGUGGAGUGGGUGCGGAGGUCUGGUCGUGGUAA